AUUGUAGCAUCGGACGUGUAAGGAUAGUUAAUUUAAAUUCGUAAUUUCUUUAAUGUUCUUGGAAAAAAGGUUUACAUUAUUGCGGGUGAGAGAGCAGCCAAUUAAUUCAAGAUUUUCGUUAAAAUUUGGUGUAUUCAUAAAUGAGGAAAGCAACUUUAAAUGCAGUUUAAAUUUUUAAAAGGACGCGGCAAAACUUAAAAAUCUGGUGAUUUUCUUCGCUCUUUGUUUGCAACCCUGAAGCACACAAAUUUGAAUGACUGUUAAAUAAAUUUGUCACUUAAAUUUGCUGCAGUUUGUACAAAGUUAAUAGAAAUGGAAGGUGCAUUAACGUCAUACAGAGAAGAAGCGGACGACAAGGAAUUAAUUGACGAGCUACAUCUACUUGUCGAUAAAGUCAAGGGAUCGAAUCCCAAAUUGAUACCUCCUACCUUAAACAUGCUAAAGGCAAUUAUUCGAUCAUCGACAACCUCGAUGACCUCAGUACCGAAACCGCUCAAGUAUUUGUCUCCGUAUUAUAACGUUUUUAAGGAAGCGUACGAUCAAAUCACCGAUCCGAGGGUGAAAAACGAAUGUGCGGAUAUCGUCUCUGUUUUGGCUAUGUGUCCGACAGGUGGAAAUUCUGCAAAGGAAAAGCACGAUUGUUUGCAUUAUUGCCUGUUAGGUUUAAAACUAUGCUCUAGUUGCCUUUAUCGCGACUUAUGUGAUACUGCAAGUACAAAAGACCUUGGUUUUCAAUUUGUGUUUGAUGAGCAUCCACUUAUAAAAUGUAUACUUAUAAAAUGCGUGCUGUUCAACAUGAAUUUGAAAUCACGUACUCGAAAAAUUGAAGAUUGGGGCCACGAGUACAUAAGACAGUUAGAAUCGGAAAUCGUCGAAGAAUGGGCGCUUUUUCCUUCGCCCACAGAAAACGUCAUGUCUCUCAUCAGGUCGAUUAUUAAGUUCGAUUGCACGCAUCACGCCGAAAUACAAGCGUGCGAUUUGCUGAUGGAAAUAGAUCAGUUGGAAAUGCUGCCCGAGUUUGUCGACGAGAGCACUUACUCGCGAAUCUGCCUCUACUUAUCCUGCUGCGCGAAAUACGUCGACCAGAUCGAGGCGAACAAAAUUGUGAGAAUCGUCAUCGGGCAGUAUCUAAAAUUUAAUGAGCACAUCAAAGCUAUAAUUUUGGCGAUACAAUUGAACGACAGGCCUUUGGCUAACAGAAUUUUCAACGAGUGCACGGAUGGAUCAUCUCUGCGUCAAAUGGCCUUCAUUGCAACUAGGCAAUUGUUUCCUAUCGAGAUUGAUACCGACAGAGACGACUACGAAGAAUUGGCCACCAUCUUCAAUAACUCCCAAAUGAGCACCUACUUCGCAAUGCUUGCAAGAGAGUUGGAUGUAGCCGAACCGAAAACUCCGGAGGAAGUUUACAAGACGUGGCUGGAGCCGACGCUAACGAGAACUCUGAUACUCGGCGAGAAUUUAGACAGCGCGCGUCAGAAUUUGGCCUCGUCCUUCGUUAACGGCUUCGUGAAUGCGGGCUUCGGGAAGGAUAAGCUCGUGAGUUUGGAUAACGGCCACAGGUGGAUUUAUCGCAACAAGGACUACGGAAUGAUGAGCGCAACUGCCACGUUGGGCUUGCUGUAUAUGUGGGAUGUCGACGGAGGUCUUUCACCUAUAGACAAGUAUUUGUACAUUCAAGAGGAUUACAUCAAAGGUGGCGCGCUUUUGGCGCUGGGCAUUGUCAAUUGUCGUAUUAGAAAUGAGUAUGAUCCGGCUCUUGCGCUUUUAUCUGACUAUAUGAAUGCUAAAGGUGCAGUACUGACCGGUGCGGUUUUUGGACUCGGCUUAGCUUACAUAGGCAGCAAUCGUGACGACGUACUUUCGCUGUUGGUUCCAGUUGUAGAAAACGCCCAAGCUGUUGAAUAUCUUGCCGUGGCAAGUCUCGCAUGCGGAUUAGUUGCUGUCGGUAGUGGUAACUUUAGUGUCGUCAACGCAAUCUUAACUAAGUUGGUCGAUGCACGUGAAACUUUUCCAUCGAACUCGCAAGAUAUGAGGAUGAUCGUAUUGGGAUUGGGAUUGUGUUAUUUGGGUUGCAAAGAUGCCAUAGAUACAUCUAUCGUCGCGUUGGAGGUGCUUGCUGAACCGUUCAAAACCACUGCACAAUGCUUACUAAAAAUGUGCGCGUAUGCUGGAACUGGCGAUGUCUUGAUUAUUCAAGAGCUGCUCCAGAUCAUGAGUAAUCGUAUUGUCGUACCCACCCCGAGUAACUCCCCGAAAGAUAAGAAGAAAGCUAGACAGGAUGAUGAUACAGGCGUGGCCCAAGCCGCCGCAGUUGUAGCGGUAGCGGCAAUCGCAAUUGGCGAAGAUACUGGUGGGGAAAUGUGUCAAAGAAUCCUGGGUGAUAUGGGUCGUUACGGUGACUUGGGAGUCAGGCGAGCUGUACCCUUGGCGAUUGCUCUUUUAUACGUCUCCCGCCCUCAUUUACCAAUCAUCGAUAUUUUGACGAAGUACGCCCAUGACACUGACGAGGAGGUGUCUUGUAGUGCAAUAUUUUCAUUGGGCAUCGUCGGAGCGGGCACCAACAAUGCAAGGCUGUCGGCUGGAUUACGACAAAUGGCAGUCUUCCACAAGCGCAACCCUUCGCAACUAUUUAUGGUACGUUUGGCGCAAGGUCUCGCGCAUUUGGGUAAGGGAACUUUAACUCUCAAUCCCAUGCAUACCGACCGACUACUGAUGGACCCUUGUUCCAUGGCCGGUAUACUAAUUCCUCUCAUAUCACUUUUCGAUGUCCGUUCCGUAAUAUCCGGUGGUAACCACUAUCUUUUGUUCGCACUUGCCGGCGCCAUGUACCCGCGAUGGCUGCUAACUUUGGACGAGAAUCUGGAGCCGCUUUUUGUCACGGUCAGGGUCGGACAAGCGGUCGAUAUCGUCGGAAAGGCGGGAACGCCAAAGACCAUAUCGGGCAUUCAUACGCACACUACCCCCAUGCUGUUGGCGGCGGGCGAAAGGGCCGAGCUGGCCACGGAUCAGUAUGAGCAGCUGGCUCCGACCCUUGAUGGAAUUUGUAUACUUAAAAAGAAACCAGAGUAACAUUAUGUGUAGAUUUAUAGUUUAUUUCAGUAUUAAAUGAAUUUCUCCCA
This is a messenger RNA of Photinus pyralis (common eastern firefly), 3119 nucleotides long. Its product is annotated as 26S proteasome non-ATPase regulatory subunit 2-like. The coding region runs from base 313 to 3069 and encodes 918 amino acids. Gene Ontology annotation, cellular component: proteasome complex; proteasome regulatory particle, base subcomplex; proteasome storage granule. The record is from RefSeq and is a predicted model, not a curated record. Gene Ontology annotation, molecular function: enzyme regulator activity. NCBI's taxonomy places the organism in Eukaryota, Metazoa, Arthropoda, Insecta, Coleoptera, Lampyridae. The transcript is spliced from 6 exons. Gene Ontology annotation, biological process: regulation of protein catabolic process; proteasome-mediated ubiquitin-dependent protein catabolic process.